This is a messenger RNA of Galendromus occidentalis (western predatory mite), 1474 nucleotides long. RefSeq lists its product as uncharacterized. The transcript has 4 exons. The coding region runs from base 133 to 453 and encodes 106 amino acids. The record is from RefSeq and is a predicted model, not a curated record. Lineage: Eukaryota; Metazoa; Arthropoda; Arachnida; Mesostigmata; Phytoseiidae.
CUUCGAGACCAAGACGUGACAACUUGCCACAGCCGGUCUCAGACCCUACGUGCUUCGAAGAUUUCCCUGGCCGCCGCGAUCAACAUAAUUUCUCUCGCUUGGACGAAAAGCUCGAUACCUGCUCAUCACAAAAUGUUCCCUCGCGUUGUCUCAUUCUUCCGCGUGUUCAUCUUGGUAGCUUUCCUGGCUGGUUUCAUCCCAUCCAGCACCGCGGGUCAGAGAACAUUCGUUCCGAACGGUCGCUAUGGACGUCGAGCCGAUAUUCCACCGAUUGUGGGUGUACAAUCUCUCCAGAAUGCCGGAGCCGACUCCGAAACUCCGAGUACACUACUCCUGAACGAGAAAGUCAUCUCGAAUCCAAUGUACGUGUGCACUCAUAUCGGCGUGGCGGAUUACUACCGCUGCGGCAGAAGAAGCGCCUCCGCCUUCAUCGGUGAAGAGGGAUCACGAUAGGUCAGCCAUGUAUGAGCUCCACCGUGUACUCAUCACCCACAGCUGGCGGGUCACACGUUCUGAAAGCCAGUGGAACCUGUCAUCAGAAUGAAGAAGUUAUCUCACCGAAAUGGGAAAUUCUAGCAAAUUCAAUCGAGAGUGAAACUGAAGGCGUAGAAUGGGAUAACGCCAUGAGUUCUGACGAGAUUCCUAGGCCUUUCGGCCUUCUGGAAGGGUUGUGGUGGGAUGUGAAAGGAAAAUUUAGAGCUCGAGGAGCUGUCUCUAAGGAGUCGACGCGUUCUCACCGGGGCGUACCAAUUCGUAAAACAGGAUCUGUCACUCGAACAAGAAGCAGAGGAUGAGCGCAGCAUCGCAGCUAAGAAAACUAAAUCAUUUGAAUAUGCUACUCAGUUGGUUAUGAUCCUCCUCUAUUGUACUCGAACUCGGAUCUCUUGGAAGAUCCAUCCGUGUCUUGGACAUUCCAGUGCUUACCAAUACAAAGAAAGGAACAAAUAAUUCGACCUUCGGAAAGCGAGAGGAGGAAGCCAGUAUUAGGCACAUCUGCCCAAAGAGGUCUUCAGCAGAGAUCACUUCAUGGUAGCAAAUAGAUUAUAUCGGGGCUCGAUCCCUCAGUCAGCUUUGAAGGAAAAGGUUUAAUGGUAAUAAUAUGCUCUCUUCGUAACUCGCGUGGAGACUCGUCCGGCUCCGCUCAACCGUCGCGGAAAAUCUGCUUCGGAGCUGGUGUCUCUGCAUUCUUGGUGUCAAAGUUCGACGUCAGCGGCGCUCAAGCCUCGAUCGAGAGCAAGGGAUUCGUUGUUGCUGAUCUCUGGUUCACUCGACAUCCGCUGGAGACCAUACUGGAGUCCAGACCGGAGUCCAGAACGGGCUCCACUUCCCCCGACACUCCCGAGGGCAGAUCUCAGUGGAGACAAAGUGAACUUCAAAGUGAAACAGUCUGUCCCUUGUACUCCGUGCUGUAAUAGGUUCCUCGCCGCCUCCUGCGUCACCCCAAUAAACAACCGUGUUAUCCACCCAGCUCAAA